GAGCUUGGGGAGCGAGGAAACCUUGCCUUGGCAAGACGACUGCUGCAGCGGGCGGUGCAGAACCGGAUCACCAGGCUCUUCAACAGGAUCCAGGAGGGUGAGACACCAGGGGAGAAUCCGGAGAGCGAGUUUCUGACCACCGAGGACUUCGAAGUAGGGGCUCCCAUUGGCGAAGGCAAGGAGCAGAAAGAUGCCAUUGAUGAGGAGGUGAGCAAUUUGGUUGGGAUGACCAAGGCCAAGGAAUGGUUUGCUCAGGUGCGCCAGAAGGUAGCUUUUGUGGAGCAGACAGGCACCAGGAGUGACCUUCGCGUUUGCCUGAAUAUCAUCAUCACUGGGAACCCUGGCACUGGCAAAACGACGUUUGCGCGCUUGCUGGCGCGUUUCUUCCACACCUACGGAGUGCUUCCCAAGGAUAGCUUCGUGGAGAAGAAUGGCCUGGAGUUAAAAGCGGAGUUCAUGGGCGGCACCGCUCCGCGGGUCAAAGCCGCAGUUCAGGAAGCCAUGGGCGGCUGCCUCUUCCUGGAUGAAGCUUAUGCACUCAUGGACUCUGCAGCCGGGGUUGGGGGAGCUGGAGAUGCCUUUUCCCAGGAAGCCUUGAGGACACUCCUCACGGAAGUCGAGAAUCAUCGCACAAAUCUGAUGGUAGUGCUGGCUGGGUACAAGGAGAAGAUGGGAAGAUUGAUGCGCGCUGAGGAAGGCUUGGCCAGACGGUUUCCGAAUCGCCUUCACCUGGACGACUACACUCCUGGCGAGCUGGCCCACAUUUGUGAGACCUGCGCAAGGCACCGUCACCAGCGGGAGUUUGAGCCAGGCUUGAAGGAAAAGCUGGAGAAGCAUAUCGAGAACUUCUACUGGCGCGACAUUGCUCAGCAGAAUGCGGGGCUUUCAGUCAAUCUGACGGAGAAGGCCUUGGACAGGCAGAUCGUUCGCAUCGUCUCGAAGUAUCCAGAGGCCUUUGCUCAAAUGUCUCUGCCGGGCAGAUCAUCUGCUGCGCCGAGCUCCCCUCAAGAUGCUCCCACGCUGUCGCGUCAGCGGAGUGGUAGAAGCAUCCAGGAUGUGAAGGCGGAGGUGGCCGUCUUCACCGCUGCGGAUUUUGGUAUCGAAGAACGACCCACGAUGGGCGACCCCGAGCUACGCAAGCGUGUGCAGCAGGAGGUUGAACGCCUCACAGGCAUGGCCAACGUCAAAGAUUUCUUUGCCGAGCUCUCUCGCACGGUGGCGUUUGUUGAGCGCGGGGGAGACCCGCGCGUCCUGCAAACGAGCCUCAACCUGCGACUGACAGGAAACCCCGGGACGGGCAAGACGACUGUUGCGCGCCUAAUUGGCCGCUACCUUUAUGCCCACGGUGUGCUUCCGCGUGACACCUUCGUCGAGCGGAAUGCUUUGGCCUUGAAAGGACAGUUUGUCGGGCAGACAGCGCCCACUGUGGCAGAAGCUGUGCGCGAUGCCAUGGGUGGAUGCCUUUUCAUUGACGAGGCCUAUGCCUUGGCAGAUCGCGGAGGUGACAAGUUCAGCGGCGAAGUCAUCCGCACCCUCCUCACAGAGGUGGAAAACCAUCGCACGGGGCUACUUGUAGUUCUUGCUGGGUACGCCGACAAGAUGGACGUGCUCAUGGAUUCAGACCCUGGUCUGCGACGUCGCUUUUCAUUAGUCCUGCAACUGGAGGACUACAGUGCUGAAGAGUUGGCGGAGAUUUGCGAACAUGCGGCGCAAGAUCGUUUCAACCUUUCGUUCGCGCCCGGCCUCCGGGGGUCCUUGGCUACCCACAUCCGGCAGCAGCAUGGAGCGGAGAUCUCCCAGCACAACGGAGGACUUGCCGUCACCCUCGCAGAGAGAGCUUUCCGCCGCUUGGCCACGCGGUGCCUGAGGCUGAUUUGGCACGAGAAUUUCUUUUCGAGGUCAUAUAGACUUUCCAAAUUCCAAAUGCUUAAGAUGGAGACUUGCAUGAGCACUAAACAUAAUAUGGUGCUAUUGUACUUGAGGUAUUGA
Messenger RNA from Symbiodinium pilosum, 1989 nucleotides. The record is from the annotation of a GenBank genome assembly. Lineage: Eukaryota; Dinophyceae; Suessiales; Symbiodiniaceae.